UAGCUGGCACCGCCUGCCAGAUUCCCAGCAGAUCUCAGCGAUUUAUCGCAUCGUCGCAUCUAACCCUGAACUGUCUCUAAGUGGCUCCGCCGGACCCGGUGUUUACUCUGACGCUUCAGGGCUGUUCCUCGUUCGCAGGGCGUUGAGUUUAGAGGGAGUUGUCUCGCUGCCGAUGCUGGGGAGAUCAGUCCGUUAUCUCCCAUCUUCUCUUAUCGCCAUAUCUCCUCUCCCCCCUCUGCGCAUCUGAGUCGACACCGGUGGCAUAUGGACGCGCUGGAUGGCUGGUGCACUUAGCAAACCAGCGUGAACGUUUUUUUCAUAUCAUCAUCUUUCUUUGCCUUUGAGCCUGAAACCAAAAGAGCAACUACAACAAUGACGGACCAGGCCAACCAAGAGUCCUACCCUGUCCCAGACCCGACUAUAGUGGAUCCCACCUCGGCUGCGUUGCGGAACGGCCAGUGCGCCCCAGAUGGCUUCACCAACAACCAUCACCAGUCAGCCAAAAGCCCCAGCCAGCCCGAUGCGUUCACCACGAGCCAGGAGAUGAAAAUCACAGACAGUGUGGAGGGAGAAGGUCUCCUGGAGAGCAGCAUGCGCCUGAAGCCCCAUGAGGCUCAGAGCUACAGGAAGAAGGCACUCUGGGUCUCCUGGAUCUCCAUUGUGGUCACACUCAUACUGGCCGUGGCAGCUUUCACUGUAUCAUUCAUGAGACACAGCGCGUCAGCCUUUGGAUUCGCUUUUGAUGCCACGCUGGACGUCCUGUCAUCAGUCAUUGUCCUCUGGCGCUACAGCAAUGCAGCAGCUGUGCACUCUGCACACAGAGAGUACAUAGCAUGUGUAAUUCUUGGGGUUCUGUUCGUUCUCUCCUCCUUGUGCAUCCUUGGAAAGGCCAUCCAUGAUCUUGCUACCAGGGUGCCCCCGGAAGUGGAUGACUUCCUCUACAGUGUGUCUGUAGUGAGCGGGAUCACAUGUGCUGUGCUGGCUGUGGCCAAGUUCAUGCUGGGAAGAGUGCUGACUAGCCGGGCACUUAUCACUGACGGGUUCAACUCUCUGGUCGGUUCAAUUAUGGGAUUUUCCAUUUUGAUCAGCGCCGAAGUCUUCAAGCACCAUGCCGACGUCUGGUUUCUGGAUGGCACCAUGGGAGUUGUUAUUGGACUCAUCAUUUUGGCAUAUGGCAUCAAACUCCUGAAGGACAUGGUGCCCCGUGUGAGACAGACGAGGAACUACGAACGCUUUGAGUGAGAGUGUGUGUUGGCCAGACGAGCAGGUUCAAACACACACACACACACACACACACACACACACACACACACACACACACACACACACACACACACACACACACAAACACACACCCACACACCUGGCUGCCUCCGCCCUCUUCUCUCUGUCCUUCCUACACAUGUUAAUACACAUGCAGCACAUACAGACUCUACACGUUCCCAUACACACAAAUAUACACACAUGCUGUAUAAACUGUACAUAGUACAUUCAUACAUUCAGACAGAAACAAACGCACAUGCAUACACAAAUGCAGCAACUGAGAGACUUUAAGGAAAAAGGACGUGAUUGAAGACCACAUCCUGGAGAGAAAACACUUAAAGUUAAAUUCUUCUGUUCUGCCCUUCUUUACUUUUUUGUCCAUUAAAACCACCAUUUCAAAAAUGACACCUAGAAUUAAAAAAAUGCCCAAGAGCUGCGACUCCUGUCUACCAGCAGGAGCUUUGGAUUUGUUUGACCUGGGGAUCCAGCAGUCGCUGUUUAGAUAACAGCAUUCACCAGUUAUAACACAAGAGACAACAGUGUAUUGGUUUGUCCUUGUGGGUUUAGCUAUUGGCAUGGUGGGCAUAAUGGGGAUCAAAAUUCCAAAAUUACCAAAUGGGGUAGAUUUUAUUGUGAUGAGGCCUACACAAAACACACAGCACGUUUUCCCAUAAUUUAUUUGAGAAAACAUAGAAUAGAAUAGGAAUUUCUUUGUCUCCCUAUUGUAUCUUAAAUACAAACUCCAAAUUGAGCUGAGGGCUGCUCACUAUAAUUUAAGAUUGUUGUUUUGUUUUUCUUUUUAUUGUUAAGUACAGGUGUUCCUUUCCUAAAUCCAUUCCUGUCAAAACCUCACCAGCCUUCCCUCUUUAAAGCAGCCACUAUACCUCCUAAUACGUUGCUCAGAGAUGGAGAGGAUGUGAAAAGCCGAGAAAAGAGGACUUAGACAGAGAGCAUAUGAGCAGUUCUGAGUCAGCAAACACUGCUUUGUCCAAAAGGUGAAAAGCAUCAGUGAGCAUGGUGAGGUCAGUCUUUAUCUGGAAACUCUACCGCUAAAAGGAAAAAGCAGUAAAAGAGCACAGGAGACAAACAUUUGCCAUAUGAUGGCUAUAAACCUAAAGUGCACAUGUAAUUUAUAUACAUUGCAUAGCCUACUGUACUGUAUGUAAUGUAUCCAAGCACAAAUUAGUGAACUUUCCUUCAUGCGCUAGUGUUUGUUGCUGACAGUUUAGUGCAGUGCCCGUUUUGACACAAUGGGUAAUUAAAAAGUAAGACAUGAUUUGACCGGUGUAUCUGACUUUGCAUAUGUUUCAUUGCCAUAUAUUGUACAUAUCUUUUGGUUGAUCUCCUAAACCCAAAUACCGGAGUUAAUUACUGAACUCCAUUCAGCAUCUUUUGUUUUUUUACUCAAGACUUAGUUUGACAAAGUUUUACCGGGCAAUAGCUAGCAUCUGAAGAAUAGCGAAAUACGUUUUUUAAGGGUAAGAUGUAAACGCAUCUUAAUAUUUAUCUUGUGUUUUUGUUGUAACACCUUGUCAUGCUUAUAAUUAAUAGAUGUAAAAGCACUAAACUCUGCAGGAACGUCUCUGGCAUUUGCUGUAAUCCUAUUUAUCAUUUUCUCUAUGUAAUGUUGAACUCAAUCUAGCUGGGAUAUUUAUUACUUUCAUUGACAUUAAUUUAUCCAUGUUUUCUUUUUUUCUUCCUUGUUUUGACUGCAAAGUUCAUGCGGAAAGUUGGAUAAGACAAAGUCUCAAACCUAAGAUGAAACAAAGCACAAUCACAAAGAUGAAGUAGCCUGUGGGAAUAUCAUUUUAAUGGCAUAUCAUUUGCAGAGACAGUGCUUUCUCCUUGUGUCGCAUACCUGCUUAUACCUCAUUUGUUCUGCAUGGUACCAUUGUUAUCAUCCAUUGUUAUGUGCAAUGAACAGAAUGUAAAUGCAAACCACACAGUCUGUAAAUAUGUUUAUUACACUGUCCGGGUGCAUCAGUAACAAAACGUCACAAAUAUAGUUGUAGUACUUUAUGGCCAACAUAAAAGGCUUUUUGGAGUAGACAUAUAGUUUAAGUGCAGGAGGAUCAAUGUUACAUAUCGUUGCACAUGUUUACUCUAUAGUGCUUAUACUGUAAAUGUGGUUUUACAUAUUACUGUAGAUUAUUGGUGAAAUUAAAUAAGUCUGUCUGUACAUUUUGCACUAAGUGAAAAUCUCAGACUGGAUGUAGGUGGGAUCUUACAGCGCUGUCCGAGGCUUCUUUAUCACUUAUUAGUAGCUGUCAAAAGAAGAGCUCAUUGCCAAUCAAAGCAUUACAUUACAUGUUAAAAUGGGAUAGCUACAACUUACCUGCCGGCACCAAUCAGUAUUAUAUAUUACUGAACUUUAGUGGGUGUCAUAAACUCCAGUAAAAAAUCACCCAGAACAUUUUUUAGAGAAAAUUAGAUAAAAAAUACUUUUAUUGUCAGGAAGCAUCAGAAACUCCACAACCCAAAACGAGCAAUUAGAUUAAGGAAAGGAGUUCAAUUUAUGGAUUGAUUUUAUACAACUAUAUUGAGAUCAAUCAAAUUUAGAAAUGCAUUGAUAUGAAUAAUUCAUAGAUGUUGUGUAAUGCGCAAACACACACUGACAUAUACUGACAUAUAUACAUAUUCACUAUUUAAAGUGAGGUAAACUGUGUACACUGUAUAUGACUUUGUGGCCUGGUUUCUUCCUGUAAAUGUGAAUCCAGAGUGCUUGUGUGCCCCCUCGUGGUAGGAAGCCACAUGACAAGAGCUGCGAUUAGUAUUCAGCGCACUGGAUCCAAGGGAGCGAGUCUAAAUUUAUCCCAGGCUGAACACAGCUACAAAGCCUUGGGCAGUGAUUCUGAAGGCACCUACAUGCACUCUGCACUGUAAUUAUCAACUCUCUAUUGACUUACUGGACAAGGUGCAACUUGCUUGGUAUAUUAUCUUUAGUUUAGUUUCUUUGUGUGAAGAAUAAGGUUGAGCUCUAAACUGAAGGUGUGAAUCAGCUCACACCACUUCAACUCACCAACAGCACAGUGAUUUGUAAUAUUCCCCCUCUGAUGCAUAGAAGACAAUCUUUACAAUGACUUUUACUAGCAAAGCACAGUGUUUACAUGCUAAUAACCACCACAUGAAGCACAGAACAAAGUCAUAAUAACUCUUUGAAACUGUAUGCUUUACUUGCUCUAUUGCUCAUAUUGUUAACUAUAUUGUGUUCAGAUGACUUUUUUGAUCUUGGUAACAAAAUCCUUUCUACCUCUCUUCUUUGCACUUUGUUUUAUUUCCGUGUUACUUUCUCUUGUGCACAUUCAUGCUACAUAGAAUUUAGGCCGGGUGCUGCGAUUGUGGCCCUGGACCCCUUACUCUUCUUAGUAAUAGGUGAUCAUUGAAGCUGUUGCACUUACUGUAAAUCAGAGGUCAGUGCAGCAGCUGAAUACCAAAAGAAAUAUGUUGAAUAUAACUGUAACUCCAUGAUCACCAGAGUUGUUGUUGCAUUUCAUUCAUCUAUAAUGCCAUUUGUUUUUACGGCCCAAUGAAAUGUUUGACAAUUCUGCAGCUUGAUGAACUGUGCCAAAUCAUCGAAAACAUCUGUCCUGUCUUCUGACAUGUGUGUAUCAUUCAUUUAAGCUUGUAUGUACAAAUAGAUGUAUUAUUACCGCCCCAGAAGAUGCAUCAACCCAUUCAUUUAACCUAGUUUUACAAAAUUAUGAUAGCAAUACUAACCACUUCUGUUCCUACAAGCUUAGCAUGGGCGUGUAAAAACCCUUCCAGCUUCAGCGGUUACAAGUGCAAUGCAGCCACAAACAUACAAAAAAUAACAUACAUGGAAAGCUGUAACUGAAUUUCCAAUAAAUCUGACUGUAACAGAAUUAUUAUUUGUCUGUUUGUACAGUAAUGACAUCAGUGGUAUUACAGAUGAUGUAAACGCCAUUUAUUUAUGUAAAAUAACUGAGGUAUAUCUUUGUCAAAGAGCAAAGUUUUAUUGAUUAAUAAAGUUUUAUCCUGCUUAA
Sander lucioperca (pikeperch) is the source of this 5267-nucleotide messenger RNA. RefSeq names its product transmembrane protein 163a (gene tmem163a). NCBI's taxonomy places the organism in Eukaryota, Metazoa, Chordata, Actinopteri, Perciformes, Percidae. The record is from RefSeq and is a predicted model, not a curated record. The transcript is spliced from 8 exons. The coding region runs from base 373 to 1242 and encodes 289 amino acids. Gene Ontology annotation, molecular function: zinc ion binding. Gene Ontology annotation, cellular component: synaptic vesicle membrane.